UAUAUAGAAGAGUGCAUGAACAGUAUGGAUAUGGAGCAUUUCAGCAAAAUAACAGAUUUCCUCUUGUUCAAAAUAAAACUUGACAGCACUGAAGGAAACCUCUUAAAAUUUGAAGCAAAAAUGAUCGAAAACAUAUUUAAAAGAAACCUAUUUGAGUGUGUGUUUGAGAGUUCGCCUAUAAAAGCGGACAUAUUUGACAGGAACAAAACAAAAAUUGAGAUCGAAGAUGAAUUAAAAACAAUGAUUGUGGAUGACUCAAACUCACAUGGCAUUCAGCCGAAUUUAUUUAUUAAGAUGACCUACUUGGAUUUUGGGAUGAAGGAAGCGAACCCUGUAGAGAGAUUGAAGGUCUAUUCUAAAGACGAUUUUACAAAAGCCAGACAUUUUACAAAGGAAGAGGCUAGCAAAGUUUUUGGACCCGCGACAUUUAAUGAGGUUAUAGUUCGAGUUUUUCUGAAUAAUACAAAUAGAAUGUAUAGCACAGAUGUAAUGGGGAGAUUGCGUGAAUCAUCGGAAAAGACAAUUAAAGCAUUGGUGAAAUAGAAUGCUAGCAAAGACAUCAUCUGAGAUCACAGCCACCGCGGCGGGUGUAUAAACAUUUAGUCUGAAACUAGUUUUAACGCUUUGAUAUACGACAGCAUCGCAAUGUGGUAUAGAAUAUAUAUACUAGAUAGAGUCGUAACUGACAAAUAUAUGUUCGGUAAAAACAGAAUAGGCGAAAACAAACAUGAGUUUAUUGCAUGCAUAGUCGUCUCUGGUUUGUCUUGCCAUCCAGGCCAAUGAAGCAAACGGAAAAUAAGAUCGGAAAAAUUAAAAAGCAACCUCUACUUACAGAAACAUAGUGGCUGAUAUUCUUAUAACAUAUAAGCUAUUAUAAUGUGCAGUACACAUGAACCUAUACACUGUAAAAGUGUGGCUACCAAAAUUAUGGGUACUAUUCUAAGGCUGAUAUACAACGGUAAAAAGAAGUUGUCUAACAAAAACAUCGUACAUUAAUUGCUUAAUCUAGCUU
Messenger RNA from Physella acuta, 1012 nucleotides. RefSeq names its product deoxynucleoside triphosphate triphosphohydrolase SAMHD1. The record is from RefSeq and is a predicted model, not a curated record. Lineage: Eukaryota; Metazoa; Mollusca; Gastropoda; Physidae. Gene Ontology annotation, molecular function: dGTPase activity. Gene Ontology annotation, biological process: dGTP catabolic process.